Misgurnus anguillicaudatus (oriental weatherfish) is the source of this 3066-nucleotide messenger RNA. It is a transcript of the gene jakmip1, whose product is annotated as janus kinase and microtubule interacting protein 1. Gene Ontology annotation, molecular function: GABA receptor binding; kinase binding; microtubule binding. The record is from RefSeq and is a predicted model, not a curated record. Lineage: Eukaryota; Metazoa; Chordata; Actinopteri; Cypriniformes; Cobitidae.
UUUUUCUCGCGUGUGUAGUGAAGACUCAUGUAACGCUAUCCGGCAAUACUAGCCCCACUGUAAUAGCAUCACAAACACACAACCAUCAGCUACACUUCCACAUCUAAUGUCAGAUGACGUGGACCAGACUUUUUGUCGGUGUUUAGCGGAAUAACGAAACAAAUUAUCGGCCUGCGUGAACUGCGGUUACCUGAGACGCGCGCGCACGCUAAAGACGAGGAAGAUGAAGACGGCGUUGUGGUCGAUUUCCAGUGUUAUAGCAGUUUUGGAGUGAGAUUGGACUGUGAAAGUGUGGAUUUCACUGAUAAAUCAUGGCUGCGACCACGCCCACAUUGGCCCCGCCUCCCAAAAAGAGCAGAGGAAAACAGGAAAUUGAGACUCUGCAGACAGCCAAUGAAGAGCUGAAGAGCAGAUUGAGUGACGUACAGAAUGAACUGCAACAGGAAAGAGGAAAGGUGGGUAAAUUGCGGGAGAGGCUGCAGGAAUUGCGCGGGCAGCGUGAAACCGAGCAACACAAGCACUCGGUGGCUCUCACUGAACUUCGCGUCAAAUUCCACGAGGAGAAGCAGCGGGAGGUGGCGGCCGCACGAGAGAGCCUGGCUCGGCAACACGAGGCCGAGCUGGCACGGGCGGCCCGUCUCCGAGAUACAGAGAUGUCCCGGCUGCAGGGGCUGGUGAGUGUUUUACGGGACGGAGCCAGCUGCGAACUACGGAACGCCCUGAAGGAGGAGGCGCGAGAGGAGGCGCGCAGGAGCUACGAGGCCGAGCGGCUCAGGCUCACGCAGGAGCUGCAGGAGGCGAAGACGUCACGUCGACAGGCGGAGGAGGCGCUGGCCAAUGCCGUGCAAGCAGACAGGGCUAAAGCAGCCGAUCUCAGAGUGGCUCAUCAAACUCAUCAGGAUGCGAUCCAGAGAAUCAAACGAGAGAGCGAGAGGGAAAUCAGGAGACUGAUGGAGGAAUUAAGGAGCAGAGAUCGUGUGGUGCAGUCUCUGGAGAGGGAGCUGGGUGUACAAGCGGGCCAGACACAGCGUCUGCUGCUACAGAGAGAGGAAUCAGAUCGGCAUCAUGGGAGUCCAAAAAGAGAGGUGGCACCUGCCCUCGGGGAGAACACAGACUCUCCUGUUAACCAGGAAGUAGAUGAGAGGGACGUCCGCAGGUUUCAGCUGAAGAUCGCUGAGCUGCAGUCUGUUAUCAGGAAACUAGAGGACAGAAAUGCAUUGCUAUCAGAUGAGAGGAAUGAACUGCUGAAACGGGUGCGUGAGACGGAUGGUGAAAUAAAGCCACUCGUGGAGAAAAAUAAACGGUUGCAUAAAAAGAAUGAAGAGUUACAGCAGACUUUACAGCGUAUGGAGGACAAACUGAAGCUGAUCAGCAGAGAGAACGCAGAACUGAAGGAGAGUUUGCAACAGAAUUCACAUCAGCAGAAUAACACCCAGCAGGGGAUGCUGAAGAGACACACAUCUCUGACAGACCUGAGUCACGCCCACGAACAACAGGAAGUAGAAUAUCUCCACAUGCAAAUCAGUGAGCAGCGUGGUGUUAUUGAGGAGCUAACACAGGAGCGAGACAGACUGGCGAUCAACAAAAAGAACAGACGAAGAAACAUUAAACUGCCCAAGAGGCAUGUUGUGGAGACAUAUUUUGGAUUUGAUGAGGAAUCGGUCGAUUCUGAAACAUCAUCUCUGACAUCAUAUAACACAGACCACACCCCUGCCACUCCAGAGGAGGACCUUGAAGACGGUUUUUCCCGAGAGGAGGCCGAGUUGCGUUUUCGUCAGCUGACGCGAGAGUACCAGGCACUGCAGCGAGCGUAUGCCCUUCUGCAGGAGACCGCUGGACCUGUGGACCCUGAGAGACACUGCAGGACGCGGGAGCAGCUGCAGACGGAGCUGAUUGGCUGCCAGGCACGGAUUGCUGACCUGGAGCGGAGCUUGGCAGAGAAGGGGCAGGACUCCAAAUGGGUGGAGGAGAAACAAAAUCUCAUGAGGGUGAACCACGAGCUCAGACAAAAGAUAGCAUCACUGGAGCAGUGUGAAAUGAGAUUACGCUCGGAUGUUCGAGACGCCCUGGAUCAAAACGAACUACUUGAAUUUCGCAUCCUAGAACUGGAAGAGAGGGAACGCCGUUCUCCUGCCUUUAACCUGCAAAUCUCUGCCUGCGAAAGCAAUAGUAGCCUACAGUUACACUGCCAACAGGAGGGGGUCAAGGACGUCAUCAUUCCUGACCUCAUGAAAAAGCUUGACAUUCUUGGGGAUAAUGGGAACUUGAGGAACGAGGAGCAGGUCACAGUAAUUCAAGCUGGCACCGUGUUGUCUUUAUGUGAAAAGUGGUUGAAGCAGAUUGACAGCACUGAAGCUGCUCUCACACAGAAGAUGAUUGACCUGGAGAAUGAGAAGGAGCUGUUCAGUAAACAGAAGGGUUUCCUGGAGGAAGAACUGGACUAUAGGAAACAAGCUCUUGAUCAGGCCCAACUGAGGGUUCAGGAGCUGGAGGCUACAUUAUACGCUUCUCUACAGCAGGAUCCAGACAGUUGUCUGGGGGAGAGUUUGACUGACAGACAGCGAGCAAAACUGGCAGAGUCAAUGGAAACCGUGCGGAGACAAAUCCUGCGACAAGGUCGUCAUGCAGACACUUUGGUCUUACAGCAGCGGAUGGAGCUCCUUCAAUCUGCACAGCAGAGAAUCAGAGAGCUUGAGGCCAAGAUUGACAUGCAAAGACGACAAAUCAAAGAGAUUGAAGAGAAGUUUUUAUUUCUUUUCCUGUUUUUCUCCCUAGCUUUUAUUCUUUGGCCUUAAAUCAUCACACAAACAAACACUAUAUACACUCUUACUGUCUCACUCUUUUAACAAACAUUCCCCAGUUUGUUGUCUAAAAUGUUUUUUUUACAAAUUUUAUGACGCGUUUCCAAAGAGAAACGUUUGUAUCCUAAAAGGUCCGGUUGAAGCUGCUUAAUUUUUUGGUCAACUUGAAGAUUGUGUUAAAUAAUAUAAAAUACAUUUAUGUCUAAAUAUUUGUUAUGAUGAAUAUUUAAAACACCUCACACUUGUCAAACUGCUUUUAGUUUCA